This is a messenger RNA of Pimephales promelas (fathead minnow), 1838 nucleotides long. It is a transcript of the gene polr3f, whose product is annotated as polymerase (RNA) III (DNA directed) polypeptide F. NCBI's taxonomy places the organism in Eukaryota, Metazoa, Chordata, Actinopteri, Cypriniformes, Leuciscidae. Gene Ontology annotation, biological process: transcription by RNA polymerase III. Gene Ontology annotation, cellular component: RNA polymerase III complex. The record is from RefSeq and is a predicted model, not a curated record.
GUUACCAAACAAACAGGAAAGAAAUCAUCAACAACAACAACAACAAAAUCUUCUUAUGAUGUGGGAAAUUAUUCUAUUACUCCAGAAAGUAGGUGGCGGUAUGAAGAUUUUACUUGGUUCAGUUCAGAAUCUGCUUUCUUCGUUGCCAUGUCUUCCUUUUAUUCGUGACUUUGCACUUGUUUUGAUUAUAAAUAUUGUUUAUCGCAUUUGUGGGAUUUAUCAACAUACUUCCAGAUUAAAGUGUUAACGACGAAAAUUGCUUAUUUUAACUUAUUCAGAAGAAGGAAGUCGCUAAUGUUUGCUAGUGUUUGAUAACGCGUUUGCUUGUUUAUCUGGCGCAAUCUGGCAACCCAGCCGCCUGUAAACUCUCCCCGCCUACCGCGAGACAUGAUGAGUGCAGACUGACAUUUACAGCGUUUCACUUCAACUUCAAAUGGAUAUAUGAAUGUAUUAUUACUAUUAUUGUUGACAUUUGACUUUCUCCUCAAGUAAUCCCUUUCUCAUGAACGAUGACAGAAGUUAAAGUCAAAAAAGAGUCAACGGACCCUGUAGACAUCGAGAAUCGCAUAAAAGAGCUGUGUCAGCAGUUUCCACAUGGGAUCACAGACCAGGUCAUUCAGAAUGACAUGCCACACGUUGAGGCGCAGCAACGAGCCUCGGCCAUCAACAGACUGCUGUCUGUGGGUCAGUUAGACUUGCUCAAGAACAGCAAUGGCCUUUUAUACAGGCUUAAAGAUGUUCAGUCUGCAAGUAAAGUAAAAGGCUCUGAUAACCAAGAAAAACUAGUUUACCAAAUCAUAGAGGAUGCUGGAAAUAAAGGAAUUUGGAGCAGAGACAUCAGAUAUAAGAGUAACCUUCCACUCACAGAAAUCAAUAAAAUCCUGAAGAAUCUCGAGAGUAAGAAACUCAUCAAAGCGGUGAAGUCUGUUGCAGCCUCUAAGAAGAAGGUCUACAUGCUGUAUAACCUGCAGCCGGACCGAUCUGUGACAGGAGGCGCCUGGUAUAGCGAUCAAGAUUUCGAGUCCGAGUUUGUUGAGGUUCUCAACCAACAGUGCUUUAAGUUCCUGCAAAGUAAGGCCGAAGCAGCGAGAGACAGUAAGCAGAGCCCCAUGGUGCAAAGAAACAGCUCAUUCGCCACGUCUCAUGAAGUGUGGAAGUACAUCUGUGAGCUUGGCAUCAGCAAAGUAGAUCUAUCCAUGGAGGACAUCGAGACCAUCCUAAACACACUGAUCUUUGAUGGCAAGGUGGAGAUGACCAUAAUUGCUGCUAAAGAGGGGACGGUGGGGAGUGUCGAUGGACAGAUGAAGCUCUACAGGGGAGUGAAUCCCAUAAUUCAACCCACAGGCCUGGUCAAAACACCGUGUGGAUUGUGUCCGGUGUUUGAUGACUGUCAUGAAGGAGGUGAAAUCUCUCCAUCUAACUGUGUUUACAUGGUUGAGUGGCUGGACUUCUGACCAGCCCAGCGGAUGUCUUUGUUUUUCUCUGUGGAGAAAGUAUUUUUCAUGCAGCGAUUCGAUGCAGCUGAAGAUUUCUUUUAUUUAUAUUGAACAUUAAUGGCUUUCAUGAAACAAGCAGAGCUACGGUUAGUGGAUAAGAAGCAGCUUACAUUUGAAGUCAUAAAAAGACUGAAGUGUUUUUUUUUUUCACCCAUAGAUAUGUCUUUAAAGAUAUACCUCAACCAUUUCAAUAAAUAAAGAUUCGAUAAUUUGGUAGUCUAUAUAUUGGACUGUGUUUGUGCACCUCUAUAAUUUCAAUGCACUGCAUCUAUACUUUAGCAGAUUGUUGAUGACGCUUAUGCUUUUUUUUUAAUAAGACAAAUUCAAUAAAUCAGCACUGAC